AUGUCCGAGCCAGACUCGUCCAACCUGCGCGACGUCGGUGCUCUCGCCUCGUGGGCCGUCUCGUCGGCCAAGCCGGGCUACGGCGUCGAGCACAUGCGCGAUCCAGACACGGCCACCCUCUGGCAGAGCGAGGGCGCGCAGCCUCACCUCGUCAACAUCCAGUUCCCCAAGAAGCAGGCCAUCUCUCAAGUGUGGGUCUACGCCGACAUCGGCCAGGACGACUCGUACACCCCCCACAAGCUCUCGAUCCGCGCCGGGACCUACCACGGCGACCUGCACGAGGUGCGCUGGGUCGAGCUCGGCCAGCCCAAAGGGUGGCAGGUCGUGCGCCUCAGCGCGUCGGUCCGCCCGGGCGAGGAACCCUCGGACCUUAAGGACGACCCGGUGCGCGCCCACCUGCUCCAGAUCGCCAUCAUCUCGAACCACAUGAACGGCAAGGACACGCACGUGCGCGGCAUCCGCGUCUUUGCCCCGAGGCCACUCGACCUCGACGACGACGUCAUGCCGUUCCGCACAGUCGCGUUCACGCAGCACGAGACGAUCCGCUGAGCGAG
This is a messenger RNA of Rhodotorula graminis WP1, 554 nucleotides long. RefSeq lists its product as uncharacterized. Gene Ontology annotation, biological process: protein K11-linked ubiquitination; anaphase-promoting complex-dependent catabolic process. Gene Ontology annotation, cellular component: anaphase-promoting complex. The transcript is spliced from 6 exons. The record is from RefSeq and is a predicted model, not a curated record. Bases 1 to 549 code for a protein of 182 amino acids. NCBI's taxonomy places the organism in Eukaryota, Fungi, Basidiomycota, Microbotryomycetes, Sporidiobolales, Sporidiobolaceae.